Molecule: messenger RNA, 1865 nt
Organism: Cornus florida
Lineage: Eukaryota; Viridiplantae; Streptophyta; Magnoliopsida; Cornales; Cornaceae
Product: serine/threonine-protein phosphatase PP2A-2 catalytic subunit
Exons: 6
Coding region: 299-1219 (306 amino acids)
Biological process (GO): mitotic cell cycle; peptidyl-serine dephosphorylation
Cellular component (GO): cytoplasm
Molecular function (GO): protein serine/threonine phosphatase activity
Source: RefSeq, a predicted model, not a curated record
AAUAUAUAUGAAUAUAUAUACAUUUUCCUAGAAAGUGCCAAUAGAGAGGAGAGAGAAUCGAUAUUCUUGUGAAUGGAGACGAAUCUCAGAAACAGAAGAUGACGAUGAGAAGACUUCGAGGUUGCAAGUAACGAUCGGAGGAUUCAAACCGAUUCGGAAAGAAACCCUAAUUUUUUAAUUACCGUUUUGGCAUAGAUCUGAUUGAAUUCGGAUCUCGAAACGGGGACGAUUUUCGUUGAGAUUUUGGUUCGAUCUUCGAUCUCUGAUUGGUCAGUGUUUCAGAUCGAGGAAAGAAACAAUGCCUUCGCAUGCGGAUCUAGAUCGGCAGAUCGAGCAGUUGAUGGAGUGCAAGCCUCUGUCGGAGGCUGAGGUGAAGACUCUGUGCGAUCAGGCCAGGGCUAUUCUUGUUGAAGAAAUGAAUGUACAGCCGGUGAAGUGUCCGGUCACGGUGUGCGGUGAUAUUCAUGGCCAAUUCUAUGAUCUGAUCGAGCUUUUCCGGAUAGGCGGGAAUGCUCCGGACACCAACUACCUUUUCAUGGGUGAUUACGUUGAUCGUGGGUACUAUUCGGUGGAGACUGUCACACUUUUAGUGGCCCUGAAAGUUCGUUAUAGAGAAAGAAUUACGAUCCUUAGAGGAAAUCAUGAGAGCCGGCAAAUUACUCAAGUGUAUGGUUUUUAUGAUGAAUGCUUGAGGAAGUAUGGAAAUGCCAAUGUCUGGAAGUAUUUUACUGACCUUUUUGAUUAUCUGCCCCUUACAGCGCUUAUUGAGAGCCAGAUCUUUUGUUUGCAUGGAGGACUUUCGCCAUCAUUGGAUACAUUAGACAAUAUUCGAGCCUUGGACCGUAUUCAGGAGGUUCCACAUGAAGGACCGAUGUGUGAUCUGUUGUGGUCUGAUCCUGAUGACCGUUGUGGAUGGGGAAUAUCUCCUCGUGGGGCUGGCUAUACUUUUGGACAGGAUAUAGCAGCUCAAUUCAACCACACCAAUGGACUCACUCUGAUCUCAAGAGCUCACCAGCUUGUAAUGGAAGGUUACAAUUGGUGUCAGGAAAAGAAUGUGGUGACAGUUUUUAGUGCUCCAAACUACUGUUACCGGUGCGGGAAUAUGGCUGCAAUACUGGAGAUUGGUGAGAACAUGGAACAGAAUUUCCUUCAAUUUGAUCCAGCACCUCGGCAGAUUGAACCGGACACGACACGUAAGACUCCUGAUUACUUUUUGUAAUUCCAUACCUCCACUGGCUGUUUGUAAUCCUCGCAUGAGAUCCAUGUCUGCUGUCGGUGCAUCUUAGAAGAGGAGUUUUGUUGUAUGAGCCUCCUUGUCAUCAUCAUUCUUUUGCUUGGAGUUUGCCCUGCUGCUGGAUUGGAUUAUGUGCUCGAGAGACACAACUAGUGAGAGGCACUGACUCCUCUGUCUUGUAUAUUUCGAACGGAAGCAGCAGCAGUGACUUGGUAUAUUGUGUUCUGUAAUCUUACAAUUUAAGGUAGAAAGCAGAUUUCGAAAUGAGUGUCAGGCAAUUUUCCAUUUUUACUGACAAUUGGUAAUUGAAGAUGCCGGCAAUGUUUUUAAAUUAAUUGUCUAUGGGAACAAGCUUCUCGUCAUACGUUUGGGAGAGAGAAGUAGAGAAGCGUGAGAUUAGUUUGCUGGGGUACGAUUAAUUUCUUUUUUAUCAUUUAUUUCAGUAAUUUGCAUUCCUCAUCUUCAAUGACAAACAUAAUGCUGCUCUUCUUGUACCUAGGGUUUUGUUAGGCUCUCCAUGUGUAGUUACAAUUUGUCAUGUGCAUUAUUUUAAAGUAGAUGGACAUUCAAUGCAGUUCUUUCAUAUUAUUUGAUAUCUUUUUUAAUGUCAUGAGAUUUUGUUUUUCCAGCA